AUGGACCGCUUGCGGCGGAUUUCCCGCCACCUCCUUGCAGGGGAUGAGCUCGGCCUCUCCCCAGAGAGCUGCGCCGCGGCUGCUUCUUCGGCACAGCCAUCAGAAGAUGCGAAACAAAGGAAGAGUAAGUUCGUGGACAUCAUCCGGACCUACAUCAUGGAAACCCACAGGCUUCGGACCACUGGAGAGACGCCAUCGAUGACUCUGCAUGAAGUGCUAAUGAUGCAGCCUCCGUAUUCCAAACGAACUGGUCUGGGCAAGCAGUUGGAGAAAGCAGAGGCCAAGGGCUACCUGGCAGCGCUCUCGCUGCUGCCUGGACCCUGGGCUGAUGCCCAGACACGCGAGGACAAGCUGCGGCUUUUGGAGCUGGACUGGAUGGCACAGCAGGAGGGUAUCCAGCUGCAGCUCUAUGCGGCCUACCAGGAACGUUAUGGUGACAAAGGUCUUGGAAGCAACAUUGUGGUUCCGUCGGUCGUCAUGCACAGUAAAGUCACGGAGAAGAUCACUCCAGAGAAGCAGUUAACGCCCUUGGACAGCGCGAUUGUGCAGAGGAUCGUGGCGCGUGUCAUUGUUGCUGAUCCUGAAGAUGCUGAGCGAGUCGCACGCAUUCACGUGCGCAAGGAGCCGAACUUCGGAGUCCUCAUGGACAGCAUCAUCUCGACCACAGACAAUGAGCAUUGGCGGGAGCAACGACAGCAUCUUGUCGAGGCCUUCCUCCCUCUCUCGUCGCUCGCGGAGAUAUUGCCAGUGUCCCUUGCACGUGCAAAGGACUGUGCCAAUCGAUUGGGCAGCCUGGCCAAAGACGGGCAGCCGGUCGACAUGAGCGAUUUCUUGUUGCACGAAGCACAGGCCCAACUGCAGCUGGCCCUUUUGGGAGCACCGGAGUCCUUGAUGGAGGAGACCAACCAAGGCAUUCGGAAGACCUUCAUGUUCCAUCCAGACGCCAAACUCGGCGACCUGAGCAAUGCGAUGAAGGAACUCAUGAAGGUGGCACAAGAGGAUCGAACUUUAGGCCUUCCUUCCGACGGAUGUCCUGUAAGAGGACCCUUAUCAAGGGCCUUGCAGACAGGGAAUUUCCAUGCAAGCACUGACUACGGGAACCUGCUUUUGAUCCUCUUUGCUGGCCAUGACACCACAGGUCACACCAUGACUUGGUUGACCUUCGAGCUUGCCCGCCAUCCGGACAUACAGCGCAAGGUGCAGGAGGAAGUGGACCACUUCUUCCGGUGCCUGAAUGGGCGUGACCCAACCUACCAGGACUUGAGCAAGUUUGAUGUCUUGGACCGAUGCAUCACAGAGACGCUUCGCUUGUGGCCUGCUGUGGCAAAUGGCACCUUCAGACAACUGCAGUUUGCAGAAGAGCUCAGGGCCAACGGUGAAAGCAAGGUCACUCUUCCCAAGGGCACGUUUGUGACCAUCAGCAACUGGUGUCGUCACCGCAACCCAGAGCUUUGGGGAGCCGACGCGGACAGCUUCAACCCUUGGCGGAGCUUCGCCUCUGAGGAGCUCGCCCGCGUGGGCUGCCCCAUGGCCGCCCGCACGCCGCAGUCCGCCCGCUUCUCGCCUUUUGCCCACAACCCCCGCAGCUGCUUGGGAAAGAACUUUGCACAGAUGGAAAUGAGACUGAUACUGUCCUACUUGUUCCACAAGUUCAGCUUUGCCCUGGCGCCACCCUACGACGCCCUUAUGGAUACAACCACCAAGGCAUCGGACACCAAUCCCAGGACCUUUCGUGGCAUCAACUCGGGUGGCACCAUGGGGCCCAUGGACCUUGAGCAUGGAGGUUCUGUUUCGGAGGAUGAGCGCUUCCUGGUUGCGAUGAAGCUGCGCGUUGCGCCCACAAGCGCUCAAGCUCAAUGGCAUGCUCGACAUCGCAGAGCAUCAGAUGUCCAGGACACUCUGUACGAAAGCUGCGAGGGUGAAUUCGUCAGCAAUCGUGGAGAGCAAGCAGGUCUCUAUGGUUCCCAAGGCUCAAAAAAGACAGGAGUUUCCUUCAAGUUUCAGCCUUCCUGA
Messenger RNA from Symbiodinium necroappetens, 2013 nucleotides. The record is from the annotation of a GenBank genome assembly. Lineage: Eukaryota; Dinophyceae; Suessiales; Symbiodiniaceae.